This is a messenger RNA of Heterocephalus glaber (naked mole-rat), 2651 nucleotides long. It is a transcript of the gene Clec7a, whose product is annotated as C-type lectin domain containing 7A. The record is from RefSeq and is a predicted model, not a curated record. Lineage: Eukaryota; Metazoa; Chordata; Mammalia; Rodentia; Bathyergidae. Gene Ontology annotation, biological process: innate immune response; phagocytosis, recognition; cellular response to molecule of fungal origin. Gene Ontology annotation, cellular component: cell surface. Gene Ontology annotation, molecular function: pattern recognition receptor activity; (1->3)-beta-D-glucan binding.
CAGUAAAGCUUAUCCCACAUGAUUUGAUUCAUAUUCCUCUUUUCUCCACUGGCAAUCAUUUUAGGGAGAAAAAGGAAAGUGAACUCAAGUGGUAUGUCUAUUUAGAGCUCCGCAGAACAAUGGAAUAUCCUUUAGAUGUGGAUGAAGAUGGGUAUACUAAAUUAAACUUUCACUCUCGAGGUGCCACCAGAAGACCUGUGGGUUCAAAGAAAGGAUCUCCUGUUGCAUCUCCUCCUUGGAAGCUCAUCGCUAUGAUUUUGGGAAUCUUAUGCCUGGUGAUACUAGUGAUAGCUGUGGUGCUCAGUUCCUUGGCAUUUUGGCGAUCCAAUUCAAGGAGCAACCCACUGGAGAAAGACAACUCUCUGUCAAGAAACAAAGAGCACCAAACUCAACCCACAAAAUCAUCUUUAGAAGAGAAUGUGGUUUCUACCAAAGCUCUCAAAACCACAGGGGCCGUGCCCAGCAAUUGUCCUCCUAAUUGGAUCGUGCAUGAGAAAAGCUGUUACCUCUUGGCCAUUUCAUUAGAUUCCUGGUAUGGAAGUAAGAGAAGAUGUUCCCAGCUGGGCUCUCAUCUCCUGAAGAUAGACACCUUAAAAGAAUUCGAUUUUAUAGUAGAACAAAUGUCUUCCUAUGCUAUUCAUUCUUUCUGGAUUGGGCUUUCUCGCAAUCAGACUGAGGAAUUAUGGCUCUGGGAUGAUGGAUCAACUUUCUCUUAUAACUUGUUUCAAAUCAGUAGCACAGCUACCCAGGAAAACACAGCUCACAACUGUGUAUGGAUUCAUGUGGGAAAUGCUUAUGACCAACCCUGUAAUAUUCCCUCCUUCAGUAUGUGUGAGAGGCUGCUGUCAGGGUGAAGAGAUGGAGGAGAAAAUUAUUUGAGAUCAUAAGGAUGACAAAACAACAACAACAAAAAGAGUGGUAUUUGAGGUCAAUGAAAGUAAGGAAAUGAAAGUGUUGACAGUUUAGCAAACUUUAAUCUUAGCUGAGAAACAGGAUGAAGGGCUGUGAUUUCUUGUCAACUGCAUGGGGAAGUUAAUAUUGUUACAGUGAAUAGAAUCCUAGAUGUGGAGUUUAGGGGACCCAAGCUUGGGUUUUUGUUUUAAGAUUGACUUAAUAUUUUCCAGGAAUAAGCCACAAGGCCUUGGUGCUUCAAGGGAAUCUUAAUUUCUGGCUCUUUCAGAAUCAUUUCUUGUUCUCAGAAAGUGCCCCUGGAGUACAUACUAUGUGUUUUGGGAUUUGUUCUUCAACUUCCAACAUAACAGACAUGGGUAGAAGAUAAAAAGCACGGUGAUACCUUGGUGCACAAAUGCUUUUAAAUGUUUAGCAAAAUUUUGUUUUUGUUUGUAAACUCUGCAUCGGCUGAUUAACAUGACUGUGUCCAUCUUUCCUGCAUGAACAUAACAUAGCCAUCUUUUCUAGAACCAUAGAACAAAUUAAGUCCAUGAAUGGAGGUACCACUGUACUUCUGAAUUACUAAAUAAAGAAAUGAGAAAAAAAUCUUUACUACAAUCAGUUAUUAUUUUCAUCUAUGUUAUCACAAUUAUGAUUAUCAUCAAAAAGUAGCAACUCCAAAAGUACCAACUUAGUUUUUUUUCAACUAAAUAAUUCAGAUAGUAUGACUGUACAUCUCUAAUAGAAUCCUGUAUAAUGUAAAUUAUUGGAAAGUUGCUCUUAUGGGAAACCUUUCUCCUUUUGAAAUAGUAUAAAUAAAAAUAAGAUCUGAAAAUGAUUUAAAAUGUGAACAAGCUCAUUGGCAGGAGUGUCAGUAUUUUGGAAUAUAAAACAUAUUUUGCAAUUUUCACCUAUUCUUUAGUAAUUACUGUAAAAAAAAAGCACUAUUGGAAUAUAACUAUAUUUCUUUAUAUGCUGAUUUGUCUCAUGUUCUUUUAAACUCUCCCAUUGGUUCUAGUACAGAUAACAAAAUUGGGGCUGGGAGACCACUCCCUUCCACCCACUUGAAUUUGGGGCAACGCUCCAGGGCCAAUGCUCCUUCCAUUGUUCUAAGAGAAGCUGAAAUAAAAUAACAAAGACCAAGGAAAUCUCUAAGAUCUAGGCCAGAGAACAUGCAUGUUAGAACUCAUGGCUUGACCUUCAGUAACCUUUUUCCCACUUGAACUUCCUUAAAGACUCACAGAUAUGGACUGCAUGUCAUGUAUAUAAUUUAAUCAGUAUGAAUCUGGACAUGCACACAUGUUGAAUGCCCCUGAAAAUGACUCAGUAUCCUGUCAAUCAAUCCUGUCAAUCUUAUCCACAAAUCUGAUGACAGACAUUUGGCCUUGGGUAUAUAUCUUUUAAAAUCCGAAUUCCCAGUUUAUCUGUGUGCUGGGCUUUUUGUUUCCAUGUCAUCCCAACACCACUUUUCUGAUCAUGCCUGUCUUAGCACAUGUUCCCAUUCUCUUCAAUAAAUUUAGCUACAUUUUCUUUUACCAGUGGAUGUAUACUUUGGUAUACUUUGUAUUCUUUGCUAGCUGUAUACAAGAGCUUGGAAUCUAUCUGUUGGAUCCACCAUAUGGUAUCAGUACUAUUAAUAUUGGACUGUGGGGAUUUCUGUAUUUUUGAGAGGCAGUUGUAUAACUUUCUUGUGUUUGUUAAUAUGUGUAAAGAAAUUAUGCCAAAAUUACGAAUUGUUCACUAUAAAAUGGUUAAUUUUA